AUGGCAUCCACAUCAACCAGACGAAUUCAAAAAGAACUUGGAGAUUUGAUGAAUUCACCUCCCAAGGGAAUUCAGGUAGUACCAGAUGAAGAUAAUUUUCAAAUUUGGACUAUCACCAUAACUGGACCUCCAAAUACACCUUAUCAUAAAGGUAAAUUCAAGUUGUCUGCCGAUUUCACUAAAGAUUAUCCAUUCAAACCUCCAGUGCUUCUUUUCAAAACUAAGAUGUAUCAUCCCAAUGUGGACAGCGAUGGCAACUUAUGUAUAGGUUUACUCAAGACUGAGAAUUGGAAACCUGCUACUAAGAUGUCAGGAGUCCUCCAAGCUAUAUACGAUUUGAUCGAAACUCCCAAUCCUGACGAUCCGCUCGUCUCGUCCAUCGCAGAACUAUACACCACGGAUCGAAAAGGUUUCGAAAAGAAGGCUGCUGAAUACACCAGCAAGUAUGCUACUUAA
Molecule: messenger RNA, 456 nt
Organism: Kwoniella botswanensis
Lineage: Eukaryota; Fungi; Basidiomycota; Tremellomycetes; Tremellales; Cryptococcaceae
Exons: 7
Coding region: 1-456 (151 amino acids)
Source: RefSeq, a predicted model, not a curated record